CUUAUCAUGAAAAUUCGCGGGAGCCUUCCGAUGCCCGAGAAAUGCCGCCGUGCGUCGCGAGGUGUUUUCGGCAGUGACAAGACGCUGCUACCUUGGUCGUGCUCGGAUCGGAGACCGGUCAUCGAUCAGCGCCGAUGAGAUCGGACUUACACAGCAUCACCGCCACUACCGUGACAAUCCGACGUGCUCAAUCGAGCAGCCAAACAGCCAGGAUGAGGUUAUUCGCACAGACUCCCACUUUCCCCGCGAACGAUGCAUCCGUCUCCCUACGAGCGGCCCCUCGCUCGCUCUGCACCUCCACCAGUGCCCUCGAUCGAAGAGACACUCGUCCCGUCUCAGGCCCAGCGACACCUACUUAAUAGAGCCUCCAAACGCGUCCGGGGCGAGAUCGCCUGUGCGGAGUGCCGCCGCCUGAAGAUACGCUGCGACAAAACGGUGCCGUGCUCUACCUGCGUGAAACGGUGCGUUAUAACGACGCGCUUUUUCGCUAUCACGCUCAUGGCAACACCCGCGACUGCGCAGCGGCUGCGCGGCAUUGUGUCCGAAUGGUACGAUACCGCCCGGAGACAGCAGUCGCUUUGUGCUGGCCGCGACGGAGCACCUCGAGCUGAAACUAGCGCAAAUGGAGGCCCGGAAGCACUCCCUCGAGGACGCGCUUGCCAUCCUCAGCGACAAGCCGCAUCCACUCCUUAACAUGCCUGAAACCAAAGAUGACGAAGACGCCGAAUUUCUGGACGAUGCUGCGCUCAAACUCAAGGCAGUAGAUGAUGCUUCAGAAUCCGCGGUGGAAGCGAUCGGAGCCUUGCACAUCGACGGGAAGGGUGUAUCUCGCUUCUUUGGCCCUUCUGGUGGUUCUGAGAGCCUCCUUCUCCAAGCCGAAAGUGUCGAGAAACAGCGGACACCCCACCUGCUGAGAGAACUCGACACGUCCUACCUCCCACCCGAGAUCCUGCACUGUUCGUCUGCGUUCCCGUUCAUGCCGCCCGGGUUUUCACGCGAGCCCAUACAAGAGAUGAUAGAAUCAUUCCUUCCGCCAAUGGGCCGCGCAGUCGCUCUCUGCGAGACGUUUCUCGAGCAUCUCUCUUGGAUGUUCCACAUCGUGUCUCGGCGACAACUUUUCGAGGAGCUGAUACCUGCGAUCUAUAAAAGGUCCUACACCGUGUACGGUCUUCACGACCUCGCUGUGCUUCUUAUCACUCUGGGAAUCGGGGCCCUGGUGGACCUUGAGCAGCAGCCGUACAAUCUGGAAGCGCAGCACUACUAUCGGCUGGCACGCGCCGCGUUGAUGCUCCAGUCGGUCAUGUCCGAAGCUUCCAUAGUUACCAUCAAAACAUUGCAUCUCAUGAGCAUCUACAACGGGUUAAGUGGGAAAGAAUCCAACAUGGAGGCGUCGUAUGGAUUUCUUGACAUGGCUUGUCAAGUCGCGCUAAUGACGGGAAUGCACAUUGACCCUUCGAUGUGGGGAUUUCGCGGCCAGCAGGCGUACGAUCGACGGAUCUACUUCUGGAAUCUCUGCGUCGCCAUGCUCUGGCAGGUGAGUCAUACAUGUUAUCAGGUAAUGAGGCACGUUCUGAACCAGGCAGAGUCUUGUAACUGGCCGGCCGCCAUCCAUUUUGUCACAGUACAUCGACUGUCGAAUCCCCACAGAGGAGGAAGAGGAUAUGUACGGGGGCGGGGGUCCCCCUACUGGGCGUAGGUCCAGUGCCCCGAUUAUAGGAGAUCGAUUCUGAUUCGCAACACAGUUGGUGCAUGGGGACAUCGCGUCUCGCAUCACUGUUUGUUGCCCGUCGUCCGCAUUACCCUAGCCGUCAAAACGCCCGCCUACGAGCAGGUGCUCGCUCUCGAUGAGAAGCUGCGCAAUCUGGUGCAGCCUCUCCCAAAUAGUGACGACGAGGGAACCGCUAUCUCCAUGAAGAAGUAAGUGGCCACGGGCUGACCAGAGUUGAUAUUUUGAUUGCGUCUCCAGCUUCAUUCGCUCUCAUUAUCGUGACCUGAUGUCACUGUUCUUGCAUCGGGCGUUCUUCGCACAGGCUAUGAUGGAUCGUGAUAUCUCGCCAUGCAAGAGCCCUUUCCUGCAUUCGGUUCUCGCAGCAUAUCACGCCGCAUGUACAGUCCUCGAAGACACCGUGGAGCAAUUCUCCAAGAAGCCCUUGCUCGUCGCACGGGUCUGGCGGAUCUGGUCUCUGGCUUUCUCGGCGUCUGUCGUGAUCGGCACGAUGGCGAUACGGGGAACCAAUCUCAAUCUCAAUCCUCCGCCGUUACCUCAGUUCCAGAUUGCAUGUUCGGUCUUUCGGAGUGCUGCGGAGACCAGUAACCGUGCCGCUCGCGCAUUGCCUAUUCUCCAAUCUAUGCUGAACAAAGCUCAUCAUGCCCACCAGCUUUAUCUGGGCGAGACUCGCGUUCCUCUAAGAGGUUCAGACGAGGAGAUUUCAGUCUUCAGCGGUCGCGUGUCCCAGCCCAAGAAAGUGCUCGACCCCAGUCCCGACCCGAAGAGUGAUGCAUCCUGCUACAACCCUCCCUCAAGUCACCAUAGAAUUGAUCGUGAAGUGCCCUAUCGUGAUUGUGUCGAUCACGAAUUGGGAGAGCUGGGGGCCAUGGGCGAUCGCUGGGAGUCGUUUAUGCACCACUCUGAUGUAUUUGGGACGUGAAAGACGGCCUGGAAUACAGAGUGUACAUUUGUUCACGUACUGCUGCUCAUCCCGCUCAUCACCUCGUACAUACCCUCGACCCGUCUCUUGCUGAGCACUUCACUCCAGAAUCGCAUGAUCGGUUCCCACUCGUUUCUCGAGGCGGGCAUACCACCCUGAGCAUUCAUUUUGUGUUCGACGACACGGUCAAAGGCCUUCCUGAAGGGAGCUAGCUCGGUAGCAGGCAUCGCAGCGGGGCGGUAGGCUACGAGAACGGGCGUCAGGCUCCGCGCCGUCAGUGUAGGGAACGAGAGCAGUGGCCCGGAGACGGUUGUGAUAGAUCCCAGCGUUUCUCGGUGUCUCCGUACUCCGUACUCAGCAGCGACGCUACCGCCUUGUGCAAAGCCGAAAAGAUGGAUGCGGUUGGUGGGCCAAGUGCAGUCGUCCGUGAGGUGCUGGAAUAUACUGUCUAAGAGAUCGAGGGCGGGAGUUGGGUUGGGGCGGGGGAGAAGGUCGCCGAGGGGAUCAAAGGAGGUGUACCAUUCGAACGCGUCUUCAUAGAGAAAGGGAACU
Messenger RNA from Mycena citricolor, 3200 nucleotides. The record is from the annotation of a GenBank genome assembly. NCBI's taxonomy places the organism in Eukaryota, Fungi, Basidiomycota, Agaricomycetes, Agaricales, Mycenaceae.